Messenger RNA from Westerdykella ornata, 2084 nucleotides. Its product is annotated as NAD(P)-binding protein. NCBI's taxonomy places the organism in Eukaryota, Fungi, Ascomycota, Dothideomycetes, Pleosporales, Sporormiaceae. Gene Ontology annotation, molecular function: mannitol dehydrogenase activity. The record is from RefSeq and is a predicted model, not a curated record. The transcript has a single exon. The coding region runs from base 404 to 1915 and encodes 503 amino acids.
GGUUUUCCCUCAACAAGAUAAACCUAUUGCAAACUCUGGAGUCAAAUUUAUCACGCCGAUCCCUUGAUAUCCACCCGUCUACGGAAGCAUGGCAAUUGUUCAACACCAUGAUGGCCGAGCUCGGCCGGAUCUCGCCCAGUCCAAGCCUGGGAAUCUUCUCCACAUCCGCACUGGCUCCACACUAAGUGUCCGCCGCGACUCUAUCCGUCUCCACGUGCCCAUUUUUAAAGGGGCAAAUCCUGGGAUCUGGCCACCGCUAUCGAAAAAGACUACAAGCGCAAAGGGACAAGCUCCAGGAACCCCCGUGCGAGCUACAAUUACAAAUCGGCCUCCAAAUGCCCAUUGAAAAGAUGAGCUGUCCAGGAAAAUUGUCUUCAGAUUCUACCGUCCCAUUCCUCGAAAGAUGCCUCACAGCACCAUCACCCCCCGGAGGUUGAACAGCGAGGCUUUAUCCCAUCUCCCGAGAGAAGUCCAAAUCCCGAGAUACGACAGGACCAACGUCAAGCACGGCAUCGUCCACAUUGGAGUGGGCGGUUUCCACAGAGCGCAUCUUGCGUACUAUGUAGACUGUCUCCUCAGUCAGUUCGACCUCUCCGAGUGGUCGAUAUGCGGCGUUGGACUCCAGCCCUUCGAUGCCUCCAUGCGGGAUGCAUUGGUUCCUCAGGACUACCUCUACACACUGCUUGAGCGUGCCGCAGAAGGCAGCACAGCCCGCGUCAUUGGCAGUAUAACCGACUACAUAUUCGCCCCGGGAAACAGCGAGGCGCUGAUUUCCAAGCUGGCACAUCCAAACACGCACAUUGUCUCGUUGACCAUCACCGAGAGCGGCUACUACUACAACGAGAACACGCACGAAUUGGAGGUCGAGGAUCCAAAUAUCGUCGCAGACCUUACCACCGAUGGACCUCCCCGUACCACCUUUGGAUACCUCACCGCCGCCCUCGGACGCCGCUUCCGGGCCGGUUUGAAGCCCUUCACGGUCAUGUCCUGCGACAACCUAUCGGCAAAUGGCAACAUAUCGAGGAAGAUGCUGAUAUCCUUUGCGCGUCUGAAGGACCCUGAGAUGGCUCGCUGGCUCGAGGCCGAGGGUGCCUUCCCCAACAGCAUGGUCGACCGGAUCACACCCAGAACCGUGGAAAGCGACAUGACCUUCUUGUCGUCGGAAUUCGGCAUCGAAGACGCAUGGCCCGUAGUCACCGAGCCAUUCAGCCAAUGGGUCGUAGAAGACCAAUUCAGCGACGGACGUCCCCCCUUCGAAAAAGUCGGUGUCCAGGUCGUCCCUACGUUCCAUGACGUGGAACGCUUCGAGCUCAUCAAGUUGCGUUUGCUCAACGCCAGUCAUUCAUCCAUCGCCUACCUGGCUUAUCUAGCCGGCUUCGAGUACGUGCAUGAAGUCAUCCGAGAUGCGCGGUUUCAAACGUACAUCCGGGGAAUGAUGCAGGAAGAGGUCAAGCCUCUCUUGCCACAGGUCCCCGGCGUCGACAUUGACGACUACUGCAACACGCUGCUUCGCCGCUUCGCCAACCCGGCCCUCAAGGACGAGGUGACCCGCUUGUGUUUGGGCGGCUCGGGCAAGUUCCCUCAGUUCAUCAUGCCUUCGAUCGCCGAGCAGAUCAUGAUUGGGUCCGGCUCCCUCCGCCGCCUGGCGCUGAGCGUCGCGGCAUGGUUCCGCUACCUCAACGGCGUCGAUGAGAAGGGUCAGGAAUACAAGAUCAACGAUCCCAUGGCCGAGGAGCUGCGUGCCAAAGCCAGGGAAGGCGGUCAGCGCCCGGAUGUUCUCCUGGGAGUCAAUUGUCUGUUUGGGGAUGACCUGCGCGGUGACAAGCGUUUCGUCCGCGAGCUCACGACUGCUCUCGAGAGCUUGUACCAUGUGGGUGCGAUGAAGACGCUGGAGAAUUACGUUCAGGUUUGUUGAUAAAAGCGAGGGGGAUAAAAGGCGUUGUUUGCUUGGGAUGGCUUUGUUUGGUUUCUUCUUCGGCAUGGUGUAAACUCUUUUGUAACAAUUCACUGGGGGCGGGGCGAUGGGCGUCUUGAUUUUUUUAAUUAGCAUCUGUAUGACACAGUUUAAUACACUGAGCUGUUUG